Messenger RNA from Galdieria sulphuraria, 791 nucleotides. Its product is annotated as charged multivesicular body protein 2A. The coding region runs from base 66 to 707 and encodes 213 amino acids. The transcript has 5 exons. NCBI's taxonomy places the organism in Eukaryota, Rhodophyta, Bangiophyceae, Galdieriales, Galdieriaceae. Gene Ontology annotation, cellular component: ESCRT III complex; multivesicular body. Gene Ontology annotation, biological process: late endosome to vacuole transport; endosome transport via multivesicular body sorting pathway; protein transport. The record is from RefSeq and is a predicted model, not a curated record.
UACCAUUGAGGGGACCCAAAUUUGGCGGGGUAGUUUGUAAUAGUGGGACACAGUGUACCUUGAACAUGGGUCUUGGAGAGUUUAUAUUUGGAGUUUCACCACAGGAAAGGAUGAGAAGAUACAAAAGAGGUAUUGAUAGAGCCAUUCGUGAAAUGGACCGUGAACGAACAAAGUUAGAGCAACAAGAGCGAAAGGUAAAGUCUGAAAUACGAAAGUUAGCAAAGGAAGGUCAAAUGCAAUCAGUAAAAACUUUGGCAAAGGAUUUAGUGCGUACAAGGUCACAUAUUUCAAAGUUUUAUAGCAUGCGGACUCAAAUGCAAAGUGUUUCCAUGCAAUUGACGGCAAUGCGCUCUAACGAAGUCAUGGCAAAAGCGAUGGCGGGUGUGGUAAAAGCUAUGCGUCAAAUGAAUCGACAAAUGAAUCUACCAGAAAUGCAGAAAAUCUUGAUGGAGUUUGAAAAGCAAAACGAAAUAUUAGGAAUGAAACAAGAAAUAAUGGACGAUACUAUUGAUGACACUAUGGGUGCUGAUGAAGAAGAAACAGAGACAGAGCAAGUUGUUAAUCAGGUAUUAGAUGAACUCGGUUUAGAAACAGAAGGCAAGCUGGGUGUUGUUCCACGAGUACAGCUUCAGAAUGGAGAAAAGUCCAAACAAGAAACAGAAGAACAAGAUGAUUUGGAGAGUCGUUUGGAAAAUCUCCGAAAGUGAUUGUUUUUAAAGACGGAAUCUCUUUCAUAUUGUGUCAUUGUUUUCUUUGAUAACUACUCCUAUCUGUACAGUUGUUUGUCACUU